AUCUUCUUGUCAAAAACCUCAUUCUGCAGGGCCCUCCAUCUCCUUAUCUCUCUCAGCCUGGAGUCUCUCUUGACUCCUCUUUUAGUUCUUCAUCAUCUCUCUCUAUCAGGCGCAGCAGUCUGGUGUAACAUACAGUAAAUAGCUGGUCUUGCAUGCCUAUUGUAGUUUUGGGCGCCAAGGCCAGCUAGCAAUAAUCACGUUUGUUUGAAAUAUAAAUAUAGUUAUCAUCAAAUCAAGUAGAAGAAGAAGAUCAGAUUAAAGAAACGAGAUCGAGAUGGCCCCUGUAUCGUUGCCCCCGGGGUUUCGGUUCCAUCCAACAGAUGAGGAAUUAGUAGCCUACUACCUCAAGAGAAAAAUCAAUGGACGUAAGAUAGAGCUUGAAGUCAUCCCUGAAGUUGAUCUCUACAAGUGCGAACCAUGGGACUUGCCAGGGAAAUCACUAUUGCCAAGCAAAGAUCUAGAGUGGUAUUUCUUUAGUCCCAGAGAUCGGAAAUACCCAAAUGGAUCAAGGACUAAUCGAGCAACUAGAGCCGGAUACUGGAAAGCAACGGGGAAGGAUAGAAAAGUGAACUCCCAAAUGCGCGCAGUGGGAAUGAAGAAAACCCUUGUUUAUUACAGAGGGAGAGCUCCUCAUGGUGCUAGAACUGACUGGGUUAUGCAUGAGUAUAGGCUGGAUGAGAGGGAAUGUGAGACUGCCUCUGGCUUGCAGUUGCAGGAUGCAUAUGCCUUGUGUCGCAUCUUCAAAAAGAGUUUGAAUGCAAUAAAGGUUGUAAAUCACUAUGGGAUCGCAGCUAGUGAUCAUUCAUCUAGUAAUAUUGAAAUAUAUUCUGAUGGAAGAUGUGAAGAUAAUGUGGAGAGCUCUGAUCAUCCAAUGUCAUUGUCAUCAGCAUAUCCUCCUAACAAUUCCAUGGCCUCUGCCUCCACCUAUAACAAUAGUGGCACAAAUACUCAUCAUGAUGCUAAAUGGAUGCAAUACUUGUCCGAAGAGGCUUUUAGCUUUUCAAAUCCCUCUAGUUUCCAAGAUGCUGCUGCCCUUUCGUAUCCACCUUCCAAGGUCGAUAUAGCAUUAGAAUGUGCAAGAUUGCAACACCGUCUCUCGUUGCCUCCAUUGCAAGUGCAAGACUUUCCACAGGCUGACUAUGUUGAUAUGAAGAUGCAGGAGGCAAGGUCCAUGUAUGGCGAUACAAGUAAUCAACACCAGGAUAUUUUACAAGAAAUUCUUUCGGUUGCACAAGUUUCUCAGGAACUGAUGAAUCAGAAUUCUUGGAUCAAUGGAAAUGCUUCUGCUGCUGAAGAUGAUUUUUCAUUUCUACCUCAAGAAAAUAAAAUUCAAGGCCAGAAUAAUAGCAGGUCCAUGGUAACCGGACAUAAUGAAGACCUCGGAACUGAGAGAAUGGUUGAGAACUUAAGAUGGGUAGGAAUGUCAAAUAAAGAUCUUGUCAAGAGUUUCCAUGAAGAAUACAAUUGUGUUCCAAUAGAAAACAUAUCAAGUUUUCAGAACAAUCAUAAUUUGCAAGGUGAAAGCAGUCAUCAACAUGACUUCCAAGAAGUUAAUGAUACUGAAGAAACUGAUCAUUUCUCGCUUGAAUUUGUGAACGAUGAUCCAAAUGAUCAUGGCUUCUUAAAUGAUGCAGAAUUGGAUGAUUUCUCAACUUCUCCAACCUUUGAUGUAUAUGAGAAAAUCGAAGUCACCCAUGGUCUCUUUGUGUCUACUCGUCAAGUUCCAGACACAUACUUCCACAAAAUAGUUCCUUCACAGACAGUUAAGGUUCAUAUAAAUCCAAUGAUUGUCCAUAGCUUUCCAAUAUCAGCAGUCGAUGCAGCAGCAAGGCCUUGGAAUAUAAGUCUACUGGACAAGUUCAAGGCACUGAUCACCACUAUAACCAUGGUCGGAACAACCAAAUCCUUGAAGCCAUGGACUAAAACUCCCCACCCAUUUGUCGGUAUAGUAUCACUCAUGAUCACAUUUCUAUAUCUGGAGGAUAAUAUUGAUUAUCUCAUUGAGUUGAGGGAUGUCGACGAUUUGCCUGAUCAAAUGAAGACAGAACAGCUCAGGAAUCUGGAAAAUUUUGAAAUUUUUAACUGGGAGUAUAAGGAAAAGAAAUGUGGAAAUGUGAAGAAAGAAUGGGGCAGUCUGGUAUUGAACAAGGUGUGGCCUUGUGUUACUCUUGCUUUAGCUAGCUAUUUCUUGGGUGCAGCACAUUUUAUGUGAGACAAGUAUUUCCUCCUCUAUCAUGUGUUAUUAUAAAUGUUGUACUAACUCUAUAGUGUGGUGAUAGGAAAGGCACAUAUAGUCUUCCCUUAUUUGGAGUCUAAUCUUGUACUGUGUUUUCUUUUUCGCUUCCAAGUUUUACUAUUCAAGGGGUUGUAAGUGAAUCAGACGGGUUUAUGAAAUAUAUAUUACAUCUCUUCUCUA
This is a messenger RNA of Daucus carota subsp. sativus, 2416 nucleotides long. Its product is annotated as NAC domain-containing protein 54. The coding region runs from base 275 to 2212 and encodes 645 amino acids. The record is from RefSeq and is a predicted model, not a curated record. Gene Ontology annotation, molecular function: DNA binding. Gene Ontology annotation, biological process: regulation of DNA-templated transcription. The transcript has 7 exons. Lineage: Eukaryota; Viridiplantae; Streptophyta; Magnoliopsida; Apiales; Apiaceae.